Messenger RNA from Asterias rubens (European starfish), 2732 nucleotides. Its product is annotated as protein phosphatase 1G-like. Gene Ontology annotation, cellular component: nucleoplasm. The record is from RefSeq and is a predicted model, not a curated record. The coding region runs from base 206 to 1828 and encodes 540 amino acids. Gene Ontology annotation, biological process: protein dephosphorylation. The transcript is spliced from 9 exons. NCBI's taxonomy places the organism in Eukaryota, Metazoa, Echinodermata, Asteroidea, Forcipulatida, Asteriidae. Gene Ontology annotation, molecular function: protein serine/threonine phosphatase activity; cation binding.
UUUACCAGUUGACUGCAUUCCUCCUUGCACGUCUCGUGUGCAUUGCCUCGUGUACAAAAUAUUAAUGCAUGGCGCGUAUAUAAAAAUUGCACUGAGGUGUUGUUCCCCCACGUGAAAGAAACUGGACUAAAAUAAGUUUGUGAACUUUUGUAAUUGACAUGAAAAAGUGGUUGGAAUUGUGCUUUGUUUGAACUACCCGGACAAGAUGGGAGCUUAUCUUUCAGAGCCGAAUGUAGAAUGUGUUUCUGACGAUGGAGGUAUAGAAAAAUUCAGAUAUGGUUCGUCAGCCAUGCAGGGAUGGCGACUUGGCAUGGAGGAUGGCCAUAACUGUAUUCCAGAAGUUGAUAACGACACAGCUAUGUUUGCAGUCUAUGACGGUCAUGGAGGUGCAGAAGUAGCGCUGUACUGUUCCAAACACCUCCCUGACUACAUCAAAGAUGAACCAGCAUACAAAGAAGGUAACAUGGAGAAAGCCAUGCAAGAUGCUUUCAUGAGAAUAGAUGCUGUUCUAAGGGAACCAUCGGCUAUCGAGGAAUUGAAACAUCUGGCUGGUAUGGAGCAAAGUGCAGAUGAAGCGGACGCAGAAGAAGCAUCAGCCUUACAAGAGGAAGCCAACCUCCCACUCGGUGAACUCCUAGCCCGUUACAGUUACAAUCCUACCAAGACAAGAACACUCCGAAAAAAACUAGACAAAAACGAACUCCUCUCCCCAAUGGUGCGGAAAAAGCCCCCGAUAUUUGGCGAGGAAAACACAGAAGGGGCCGAUAAAGAAGCGAAUGGAGAGGAGAGGAAUGGAUCGAUACCACUCAGACUUGAGGAGGAGACUAAGGAUGAGGAGGUCGAUUCCGGGUCGGAGGACAAAGGUCAAGGUGAUGGUGCUACUACUAAGGAAGGUGGUGUCAGUAAGGUGGAGACGGGGAAUGGUGACAGUGUGGAGGAGUCAAAGGAAAACAGUAAAUGUAAUGGUGCUGGAGAUGCAGGAAAGAAACCUACAAAUGGCACAAUAGAAGAUUUGGUCAAAGAUGAGCUUGAUGAUGAAGAAGAAGACGAGGAGGAGGAUGACGAUGAAGAAAGUGAAUCUGAAGAGGAUGAUGAGGAAGAGGAGGAGGAAGAAGGAGAUGAUGAUGCUGAAGAUGAUCAGCAAGAUGUAUUUGGCCAGAAAGAAGAGCAGCCAGGAAGCGACAGCGGGUGCACAGCAGUUGUUGCAUUAAUACAAGGCAAGCGCAUCAUCGUAGCCAACGCCGGGGACUCGCGGUGCGUCUUAUCAAAAGCGGGUAUAGCCGUCGAUCUUUCUAUUGACCACAAGCCGGAGGAUGAUAUCGAGAUUACGAGAAUAGAGAAGGCUGGUGGGAAGGUCACUCCGGACGGGAGGGUCAACGGGGGUCUCAACCUCUCCAGAGCCAUAGGUGACCACUGUUACAAAUGCAACACAGAUCUACCACCAGAGGAGCAGAUGAUUUCAGCAUUUCCCGACAUUCAAACGGCUGAGUUGACCAAAGAAAAUGACAUCAUGGUUAUUGCCUGCGAUGGUAUAUGGAAUGUCAUGACGAGUCAAGAGGUGAUAGAUUUUGUCCGAGUCCGAAUAGAAAAACAGACCAAAGAUGACAAGUCGUGUAAACUCUCCGAAAUAUGUGAAGAGUUGUUUCGUGUGUGUCUAGCGCCGGAUACCAGCGGAGACGGCACCGGCUGUGAUAACAUGACCUGCGUUAUCGUCCAGUUCAACCACAACUCGCCAGAUCAGACCCUCACAGGACGUGCCAAAAGAAAAGCCAGCGACACCGAGGCCAGCACCGGCGAAGACAACGACAGCAAAAGACCCAAAGUUUAACUCUCUGGACUUGUUCAGUAUUCAUUGAGUUCUUUUUCAAGACUUUUUUUCCAAGUGGUUUAAUAAUAGUUAAAAAAAAAAGACACUAAAGCAGUGUUCCCAUUGACCACGGAAAGUUACUGGAUUUGGUGUAAUUCAACCGUGCGUUCCCACCUGGAGUUCUAUUACGUGACAUUUUACAGUGUGGAGUUUUUUAGAGGCCCGGAUAAUUUACUGUGGCUGCGCCAAAAUCUUUCGCGGCCUCUUUCGGCCUUAUCAUCGUCGUGGUAAGUUGACAGGGAGGUCAGUUUACCAUGUGUCCCCGUUGGAUUUAAUUUUGUCAUUCUACAGAAAAGUCACGGUACUCUAACAAACAAAAAGUCAAAUGGGAACACGGCUUUACUCUUGCAGAUGACUGGAUUCUUUCCAGCGAGGAUAUAUCCGUACGCUCAGGGGAUUUGUACAUAGUGUGCUGCAUUUGUGAUUCAGAAUGUUUUGGAUUUUUUUUCCAAACUUCUUGGAUGGGAAUUUUUGUAAAGUGAAACAUUCCAUUGGCUUGAUUCCUGCAAAUCCAACUCAUUAUUUUGUUCUGUGAUCGUUAAAUUUGUGUCCCAUGUCUUUUGUUGUUGUUUUUUGGUUUUUUUUCAGUUGAUUGAGCUUGGGUUAUUAUAACACCUUAUGAACUUAUUGUUAUGUUUUUUGUUUUUUUAAGUUGUACUCCUAACAGGUUCUAUGUUGUAAAUCUUCAACCGAUUUUAGUUUAAUCUGUAUAGAUUAUUCAUGGUGUGUUUUCCAAAAACAGCGAGGGUUACAAUAAUCCUACAUCAACAACUUAACAGCUCGUCACCUUUGUUUCAUUUAAAAAAAAACUGGACACCUUUGGUAAUUGUCAAAGACCAGUCUUCUCACUUGGUUAGUCUCAACA